Messenger RNA from Thamnophis elegans (Western terrestrial garter snake), 2255 nucleotides. It is a transcript of the gene CHRNA2, whose product is annotated as cholinergic receptor nicotinic alpha 2 subunit. Gene Ontology annotation, cellular component: synapse; postsynaptic membrane; neuron projection. The coding region runs from base 185 to 1786 and encodes 533 amino acids. Gene Ontology annotation, molecular function: transmembrane signaling receptor activity; acetylcholine-gated monoatomic cation-selective channel activity. Gene Ontology annotation, biological process: signal transduction; nervous system process; chemical synaptic transmission. The record is from RefSeq and is a predicted model, not a curated record. The transcript has 6 exons. Lineage: Eukaryota; Metazoa; Chordata; Lepidosauria; Squamata; Natricidae.
CCAACCGAUGCGGCACUGAGCUCCACUACCUUCCCUGAUGGAGUCAAAGAGGAUGAACGUGUGUAUUCAUUAACCUCCUAGGUAUCAUUUUGUGAGAGUUUGCCAGUGAAAGAAGCACUGACCAAAUUUCCAUCCCUGGGCCAAGAAUUUCAGGGUCAAGUGAUGAACAACAACCUCUGAGAAGAUGGAGCUGUUUAUGAGUGGAUUUCCAGCUUUCUGGAUCAUCCUAUCCUUUUGGUUUGUGCUGUUAUCAGAAUCUGCAUCUCUCCAAGGCCGGACACAGACCCAGGCAGAAGAACGGCUCUUCAGAUAUCUUUUCCAUGCUUACAACCGGUGGUCCAGGCCGGUUCCUAAUACUUCAGAUGUUGUGAUUGUCAAGUUUGGACUCUCCAUAGCUCAGCUAAUUGAUGUGGAUGAAAAGAAUCAAAUGAUGACCACAAAUGUUUGGCUGAAACAGGAAUGGAAUGAUUACAAGCUUCAGUGGAAUCCAACAGAUUUUGACAAUGUUACUUCUAUUCGAGUACCUUCUGAGAUGAUUUGGAUCCCAGAUAUUGUGCUGUAUAACAAUGCUGAUGGAGAGUUUGCUGUCACCCACAUGAUAAAGGCUCACCUUUUCUCUAACGGCAGUGUGAAGUGGGUGCCACCAGCCAUCUAUAAGAGUUCCUGCAGCAUUGAUGUAACCUUCUUCCCCUUUGAUCAACAGAACUGCAAAAUGAAAUUUGGUUCAUGGACUUAUGACAAGGCCAAGAUUGACUUGGAGAGCAUGGAGCACCAUGUUGACCUUAAGGACUACUGGGAAAGUGGGGAAUGGGCCAUUAUCAGUGCGGUGGGCACUUAUAAUACCAAGAAAUAUGAUUGUUGCAGUGAGAUCUACCCUGAUAUCACUUAUAGCUUCAUCAUUCGCCGUUUGCCUCUCUUCUACACCAUUAAUCUCAUUAUCCCUUGCCUUCUAAUUUCUUGCUUGACCGUGUUGGUCUUCUACCUGCCAUCCGACUGUGGUGAGAAGAUCACCCUGUGCAUUUCUGUCCUUCUGUCCCUCACUGUCUUUCUCCUACUUAUCACUGAAAUCAUCCCAUCCACUUCCCUAGUUAUCCCACUGAUUGGUGAAUAUUUGCUUUUCACCAUGAUCUUCGUCACCCUCUCCAUUGUCAUCACAGUCUUCGUUCUCAAUGUCCAUCAUCGCUCACCCAGUACUCACAAGAUGCCACACUGGGUCCAGAAUGUUUUUCUGGAUUUCAUUCCCCGUUGGCUCUUCAUGAAACGCCCUCCUGUAAUAGCUUCAGGGUUGAGGGUGACCAGUGAAGAGGUCAUUGCACAAUACGACAUGCCCCCGGCGAAUCUCAGCACUUCACAGUGUUGGCUGGAAACAGACGUAGAUGAUAGGUGGGAUGAGGAAGAGGAGAAUCAGGAAGAGAUGAUUCAGGCUGGCCGACUACCCCUGCAAAGCAUUUCUCACCACCAAUGCCUUCAGUAUCGCUACACCAGUGCUCAACAUCUGGGAAGAAGAUUUGUGGAACUGGUUCAUCGCCCAGCCACUAUCAAAACAGAAAGUUCAGCUUCGUCUGAGCAGGGCAUCCGGCUGUCUCCAAGCAUCUUGAAGGCGCUGGAAGGGGUGCACUUCAUAGCAAAUCACCUGCGGGCUGAGGAUGCAGAUUUCUCGGUCAAAGAAGAUUGGAAAUAUGUUGCCAUGGUGAUUGACCGCAUCUUCCUCUGGAUGUUUAUCUUUGUCUGUUUGCUGGGGACAAUUGGACUUUUCCUUCCUCCAUUUCUGGCAGGCAUGAUCUAGCAUUGAUAUGCAGGAUGAAGUCGCUGCCUUUCAAUACAUCAACAUCACCAGACAGUCUCCAUAAAAAUGCCACCCAAUCUUCCAUUCGACUUCCUAAAGAAGCCAAUAGCAGGAUUAUCCUCUUGACCCAGUGUCUGUUGCCCAGGAAUUAUUAACAUCAUAUAAAACCCUCAAAACAUAAACAAAGAACUAUAAGGCAAACUUAAACAAAAAAACAAUAAUGCAAAUUUAAACUUGAGAUUUUGUGUACCCUUUUACAUAUUUUUGUUUUGCCAAAAAUCAAGAGAAAAUCAUGCCCACCAUUAUUCAGCCGUAUGAUGUGGGACAGCUCUGUGGGGCAUAAAAGGGGUUUGUGAGCCACAUAUAGUGCAGUGGCCAGAAAUUCUUGAUGCUGUGGCUCAUUAAGCUUGUCUGCUGUUAUUCCAGAAAUGCCAAGGGAAAAGUUAAAAAGCUGAUUGCAGUGGGGAAA